UCCAUAAUUCCACCCAAUUACUACUUACCACCAGCACCAUGAUGCAUUUCUCCGGUCAUCUUCCUCACUGGCUUCACUCCUUAUUAACAGAGAAAUUCUUCAACGCCUGUUUAAUUCACGAAGAACACAAGAAAAACGAAAAAAACAUCUUUUGCUUGGACUGCUCUGAAGGAAUUUGCCCUCACUGUUUAUCUCUCCAUCGCUCUCACAGUCUCUUACAGAUUAGAAGAUAUGUUUAUCAUGACGUUCUCCGUCUAGGAGAUGCCGAGAAAUUAAUGGACUGUGCUUUUGUUCAGUCAUACACUACAAACAGUGCAAAAGUAGUGUUUUUAAAAGAACGGCCGCAAACACGACCAUGCCGUGGCUCCGGCAAUAUCUGUAUCACCUGCGACAGAGCAUUACAGGACCCAUACUUUUUCUGUUCUCUCUCAUGCAAGCUUAAUCAUAUAAUGAAAACGGAUGGAAAUUUGUCAAAGUACAUCGUGGAAUCGAAUUGCAUAAAUCUGCCUGACCCAGGAAUUGAUGAAGGACAGUUAUCAACGGAGACAGUGAUUGAUCUCGUCGGCGGUGGGAUGAACAUGACUUCAUCUGGGUCCUCCGGCGGCGAGUUGACGGCGUCGGCGCCGGCGGAAGUAGUGGUGAGGAAGAAGAGAAGUAAUGGGUUUAGGGCGGCGUGUAGAGAAAUAACGACAUGUUCGGCGGUGACGGAAAAUUCGGUGGUGGAAAUGAUAAACAAUCGCCGGAAAGGCACGCCACAUAGGUCACCACUUUAUUGAAAUGUGUACGGAGAUGAUGAGGAGGAGAGAGAAAGGGAGGGUAAUUUGGUAAUUUAGUAAUUGUGUGGAAAAAAC
This is a messenger RNA of Impatiens glandulifera, 851 nucleotides long. Its product is annotated as protein RGF1 INDUCIBLE TRANSCRIPTION FACTOR 1-like. Gene Ontology annotation, molecular function: zinc ion binding. The transcript has 5 exons. Lineage: Eukaryota; Viridiplantae; Streptophyta; Magnoliopsida; Ericales; Balsaminaceae. The record is from RefSeq and is a predicted model, not a curated record. The coding region runs from base 39 to 776 and encodes 245 amino acids.